UUUUUGAAUAGCGAUUUGAUGAGAGAGAGAAUGACAAUGUCAUCAUAGACACAUAACGUGUGUGGGAUUGGUUGUGAACUCUUUUAUACGUCUACUAUCCUCCUAUAAAGAUAAAUGUAGCACUGUCAGUUUGUGGCAUAGGUGUAUACAAUUAUACAGAUACAGUUAGAAGUAUAAAAGCAUUCAGGUAACACAGGAAAAGUGCGAGUUGGUUAACUGACCGCGACGAUAUGACCAAAAUACUGCUUACGACGGUGCAAUAUGCUAUACUUCACAUGUCAUUUUGGCAAAUGUGUUACCAGUUGAAGCUCUGACGUGUUUAACAUGCGACAACGUUGAGCAACCACGCCAUUGCACAACAGUCAUGACCUGUCCGGAUAAUGACGUUUGCUUCGUUGAAAGAAAGAUUAAUUCGUUUGGAGAAGAAGGCUAUGCCCUUGGAUGUAUGAGAGAUAAUGUGUGCAGAAACAUUACCUCAACUUCUUCGACGAGUCAGUGCUCUCAAUGUUGUAAUAAAGACCUAUGUAACCACGAGGGUUGUGGCAAACCAGGCUAUCCUGAUUCUCGUGGACCCGUAUGUUACAACUGUAUAGAAGCGGUAUCCGACGGCAGGUGUCACCACAUCGACUUAUGUCGACGCGGCGAGGUGUGUAGUGUCUCUGGUAAAGGCAUGUUUGGAACAACAGUUUUUGCAUCGAAAUGCUUGCUUCAAGAGAUUUGUGGAACGCGUCAGAUUCCUAACCUAGACAUUAUAGGAAAGCGGGGUUACAAAACGAGCUCAAAUUCCCGAUCAUUUGACGUUCACGACUGCUUUCAGUGCUGUUCUGGGGACCUUUGUAACAAGAACUGCCAUAACAGCGUUGACGGUCAAUGGGGAGAUUGGAAUCCAUGGUCAGCAUGUACAAAUUGUAACCAGACAAGAAAUCGCCAGUGCAACAACCCUCCGCCGGAAUAUGGCGGAAAAACCUGUGUUGGAAAUUCACAACAAACUCAGGAAUGCGGAAUGUGUCCUGGUAACAUUACUAUAAAGUUGGACGGUCAAUGGGGAGAAUGGAUUCCAUCGUCAGCAUGUACAAAAUGUAACCAAACAAUGAGUCGACAGUGCAACAGCCCUGCACCAGAACGUGGCGGAAAGGGCUGUAUUGGAAAUCCAUCACAAACUCAGGAAUGCGGAGUUUGUCUUGCAAAAGAUUGUUCUGAUCUGCAAAGAAUUGACUCCACCCUGCAUAGUGGUGUGUACACCAUCACGACUCCACUAAGUCACACCAAGGUACAAGUGUUCUGUGACAUGGAGACCGAUGGAGGAGGAUGGACGAUAUUUCAAAGACGUUUCAACGGAAGUGUUGAUUUUUACAGAAACUUUAGUGACUAUGAAAAUGAAUUCGGCCAUGCGGCUGGUGAAUAUUGGCUAGGACUUAAAUACAUCUACGAGAUAACAUCUCAUAGAUCCCUUCAACUUCGCGUGAAUAUAUCACGCUACGACGGAAGAACAGGUUAUGAUGUCUACGGCAAUUUCAGUUUGCGACAAGGAACCAACUAUACAUUAAAUCUUGGGGAACGUUUAAUGUCGCAAGGCGUGGAUACCCGUUACACAUUCCUCAUAAACGGCGCGGUUGGAAGGGAUUUCAGUACGUAUGAUCAUGAUGUCGACCUAUACCCGGAAGCAAAUUGUGCGGCAAUCGUCAAAGGUGGCUGGUGGUAUAGUGCGUGUUUCUACUACAUGAACCUUAAUGGUUUGUAUUCACCUGAAACAGAUGACCAGACUACUAUGAGUUAUGACAGUAACGUGGGACUCGAAUCAAGCACGAUUAUGUUUAAAGAUAUGGUCAAGAAAUAAUAAUCUGGGUGAAAGAAUCAGUGGAUUUAAAUGUUAGAAAAGAUAGGCUGUAAACAUUAAAAUACUUGAUUUAUUGCCAACCUUGUUACUUGUAGUUUUAAUUAAAAGAAAAUCUAAUAAAACACGCAUUGAA
This is a messenger RNA of Dreissena polymorpha, 1970 nucleotides long. RefSeq names its product ficolin-3-like. The transcript is spliced from 13 exons. Lineage: Eukaryota; Metazoa; Mollusca; Bivalvia; Myida; Dreissenidae. The record is from RefSeq and is a predicted model, not a curated record. The coding region runs from base 365 to 1837 and encodes 490 amino acids.